AUGGUCCACUGGUCCACCCAGUGGGGGACAUGUGUCUGUCUGCAGACUCUGCUGGCCUUGGCCGGGGCCACCUGUCCCUCUCUGGCCCCCAGUCCCGCCAACUUCUCGGUGGUUUACACCAUGCCCUUCUUCCAGGCCCGAGGUCCCAUCCAGAACAUCGUCAACAACUCACUGUUCCAGGAGGUCUACGUAGCAUCUGUGAACGUCAUCGAAGCUGUGAACAGGAGUUUGGAGAAGGUGUGGCAGCUGCGCACGGGGCCGGUGGGAAGCCCCGACUGUCACAUCUGUCAUCUGUGUGACGUGGAAAAGGAUCCCAACUUUCUGGAGGAAACGAACAAUCAGGUGUUGUUGUUGGACACGUUCUUCAUGUAUUUAUAUUCUUGUGGAAGUUCUCAGUACGGCGUGUGUUAUUUCCACCAGCUCAACUCAGAUGGACAACCCCCUGCUCUGUCCAAGUGUCUGUUCAGAAAAGACUCUAACUCGGCUGCGUACUGUCCAGAUUGUGUGUCCAGUCCUCUGGGGACCAAGGUCACCAUGGUGGAGGAGGGCCAGACCGUCUAUUUCUUCGUCGCUGCUUCUGUUAAUGACAGUGUGACCCAACGUUACGGUCGGAAGUCCUUAUCGGUGCGUCGUCCUCUGGCCACGGAGGACGGUUUCUAUGGAGACGUCCGCGGCCUGACCGUCCUGCCCGGCCUGCGGAGGACGUAUCACAUCGAAUACGUCUACAGCUUCUUCACUCAGGAGUUCGUCUACUUCCUGUCGGUCCAGAGAGAGAGCCCGGACCAGGACUCAUCCCCCUUCCAGACCCGUCUGGGCCGACUCCCCAGGAAUGAGUGGGAGAUGAAGCGCUACAGGGAGGUGAUCCUGGAGUGUCGCUUUGAACCAAAGCGCCGCAGACGGAACGUGGUCAGUGAACCUUAUAAGGACGUGGUCUACAACGUGGUGCAGGCCGCGCAUUUUGGCAAAGCGGGCCGGGAGUUGGCGGAGGAGUUAGGGGCAGAGGAGGAGGAUGACAUCCUCUACGGGGUUUUUGCCGUUACUGAUGACAACGGGGUGACAGAGCACGACUCGGCCCUGUGCGCUUUUCCGAUGGACAACGUCAACAAAGCCAUAGUGGACGGAGUGGACGACUGCUGCGAGUCUGGGCCGGAGCAGCUGUCCAGGGGUCUGUGCCACUUCCAGCCCUGUGAGAGCUGUCCACAUGAGAGCAUGGAGAACAACGCCACAUGCAGAGACCACCCCACCAUGGUGUCCAAGCCCUACUACAGAGUGGACCUGUUCAACAGACAGAUGACAGACGUUCUCCUCACAUCCCUCCUGGUUACAAUCAUCGAGAACAAGACGGUGGCCCACAUCGGUACCUCCACCGGACGCCUCCUGCAGCUGGUGUUGACCAGAUCCAGCCCGAUUGUCUUCGCCAACUACUCUUUGGUGGAGAACCAGAGAAUCUCAUCUAUCGCUGCUGUAUAUUCAUCAGAGUAUCUUCUCUUUGUGGUUGGAGACAAGAUGUUCCAGGUGCCUCAGAGAGGACCAGGAUGUCAGCAUUUCCUGACGUGUGCCAUGUGUCUGACGGCUCCUAAGUUCAUGGGCUGUGGUUGGUGUUCUGGAGUGUGUUCAUGGGAGAGCGAGUGCCGCAGCCGCUGGAGGAACGAGUCCUGUCCUCCUGGGAUCACCGGGUUCUUUCCACGGACCGCUCCCCCUGAUGGUCAAACAGAGGUAACGGUGUGCGGAUGGGAGUUCCAGUCGCCCAUAAGACCUGUGAUUACGUCCAGAACCCACCAGGUCCGACUGGGUCAGACCGCCUGCACGGUGCUUCCACUCAAAAGCAACAACACACAUCUGGUGUGUAAAAUUCGCUCGGGAGUGACUGAACUGUCCAAGCCGGUCAACAUAACAGUGGAGGUGCACGAGGUCAAGGCAGACGGACGCUAUUCUAUUGAUGGGAGGGCACAGACACCAGGGUUCACAUUUGUGAUUCCAAACAUCACAGACAUCCAGCCCAACUACGGACCUCGUGUGGGUGGAACGCUCAUCACAGUGACUGGACCACAUUUAGAUGCUGGACGGACCAGAAGAGUGACCCUCAAUGACCUGCCCUGUCCCAUAACGAGGAUCACAAAGCCUAAAGGCAACGUUUCUUCCAUCAUCUGCCUGUCCCAGCCCAUGUCCGAGGUGAGGGACGUCCCACUGAGUGUUUUCAUAGACAAGUCUCCUGUCCUCACCACUAAAGUAUUCUACUACAAAGAGAACCCCAGGAUCACAGCUGUCCUGCCUGACUGCAGCUUUGACAGGGGGUCAAAGAUUGUGAUUGAAGGAAAAAACCUGGAUUCCGUUUACCGCACCGUCCUCCGCUUCAAACCCAAUGAGAGUCACCUGAAACCUGUGACAAGGGAAUGCAUUGGUAAAUCCUUACCCACGAGGAUGGAGUGCAUUACUCCUGUUUUCCCCAGGGAUGAGACGGAGGAAGGAGAGCUUUCCUUCGACAUGGAUGGAGCAUUAGGACUGUGGAACAAAUCGUUCUCCUACCACCCGUACGGAGAACCCAUACCUUUUGAAACUGAGGGACAUGUGCUUAGUUUGUACCCUGGGUUUGAUGAAGUCUCACUACAUCAUCAGAAGUUGAACCUGGUGAGCUCCUGCAUGACCAUCAUUAUGACCGUGGCUGGUGUCGACUGUGAUGCCAAAGUCCUGGAUAAUGAGAUCACCUGCAGGAUCCCCAAAAACAUGACCAUCCCCAGUGAGGGACUCCCAGUCAAAAUCUCCAUUAAUGGACAGGUCCAUAACGUUGGUACAGUGGUUCGGGUCAGUAACCACUACAUGGUUGGGAUCGUUCUGGGGAUCCUGGCGGCUCUGGUGGCUGGCGCUGUGUUGGCGUUUGUCGUCAUGAAACAUUUGAGGAAGAAGAAGAAAGCCUCCAUGGUGGAGUCCCGUUUGGCCCACGGUGCAAGCCGAUCUGGGACCAACAAUGUGGAACUGACACCUGUUGGAGACUACAGGAGAGUAGUAUCCCUGAGUCCCCCCACCCCCCUGGUGGGACCGGUGGUGUUCCCCAGCCUGGCCUAUGCUGCAGGCAGCAUGGAUCCCACCCUCACCCCGCUUAUGCCUCCAGAGAAGAUCUCCAUCACCAACUUUAGGCCAGAGCUGCUGGAGGAGGUGAAGGAUGUUCUUAUUCCUGCUGAGAUGCUUAUAGUUCAGCACCAUCGGAUCAUUGGGAAGGGACAUUUUGGGACUGUGUAUCAUGGUUAUUUCACAGAUCACAACAGCAGAGAGAUUCAUUGUGCCGUCAAGUCUCUGAACAGGAUAACAGAUGUGGAGGAGGUGGAGCAGUUUCUGAAGGAAGGUAUAAUAAUGAAGGGCUUCCAUCACACCAACGUGCUGUCACUGUUGGGGAUCCUCCUGCCACAGGAAGGGCUCCCUCUAGUGGUGCUGCCGUAUAUGAAACAUGGAGACCUGCGGCAUUUCAUACGCUGCGAGAAGAGGAAUCCCACUGUGAAGGAUCUGAUUGGCUUUGGGCUGCAGGUUGCCAAGGGGAUGGAAUAUUUGGCUCAGAAGAAGUUUGUGCACAGAGACCUCGCAGCUCGAAACUGCAUGUUGGAUGAGUCCUACACAGUCAAGGUGGCAGACUUUGGAAUGGCAAGAGAUGUUUUUGACAAGGAGUAUUACAGUGUUCAGGACCACAGAAAAGCUAAGCUUCCUGUCAAAUGGAUGGCCAUCGAGAGUCUGCAGACGCAGAAGUUCACCUCCAAGUCCGAUGUGUGGUCCUUUGGGGUCCUGAUGUGGGAGAUGCUGACCAGAGGAGCCAGCCCCUACCCAGAAGUGGACCCUUAUGACAUCACCCAUUACCUACUGAAAGGCAGAAGGCUUCCCCAGCCCCAGUACUGUCCUGACCCUUUGUAUACCAUUAUGCUCCAGUGCUGGGACCCGGAUCCAGAGCUCAGACCCAGCUUCGCUACGUUGGUGUCGGCCGUCUCCACCAUCCUGUCUGGUUUGGAGGGUGAACACUACAUUAGUCUGAACGUUACGUAUGUGAACCUGGACCAACCGCGGCCUUACCCCGCCCUCACAGAGUCUGCAGACGAAUACGACUCCACUGAUAUCGAAGACUCGGGAUCGGUCUCUUCCUGAUCCUCCCGGUUCGUUCGGCUUUAACUGGUAUCGGUGCUAACAGCAAGAGAACCAACACUCUGCUCCGACAUAUGAAGCAUGUGUGAGUGUGUGUAUGUGAGGUAUGUGUGUGUGGGAGUGGUGACUGUAAACUGACUGGAACUGACAGAACACA
This is a messenger RNA of Sphaeramia orbicularis (orbiculate cardinalfish), 4279 nucleotides long. RefSeq names its product macrophage stimulating 1 receptor b (gene mst1rb). The transcript is spliced from 20 exons. Gene Ontology annotation, molecular function: protein binding; transmembrane receptor protein tyrosine kinase activity; ATP binding. The coding region runs from base 1 to 4125 and encodes 1374 amino acids. NCBI's taxonomy places the organism in Eukaryota, Metazoa, Chordata, Actinopteri, Kurtiformes, Apogonidae. Gene Ontology annotation, biological process: nervous system development; cell migration; phagocytosis. The record is from RefSeq and is a predicted model, not a curated record. Gene Ontology annotation, cellular component: signaling receptor complex; plasma membrane.